UUAUUAGAUUUUUUAGAAAUAUGUUCAAAGCAAUUACAAACUUAGCAUUCCUGAUAUUAUAAUAUUACAGGAUUAUCUGUAAUCUGUAUUGAAAUAUCCCCUGUUUGUUUACCGUUUUUGUAAUCCUUUUAUGUUUUCAGCCAGUAUGUGAAAUGAUCACACAUGAUAGAUUCUAAAUAAAAGGUGUCUUCCAGAGUCAGCACAGAAGACAGAACAAAAGAGGCAUAACCCAUUUUUUUCUGAGCAAACAGUAGACACUAAUGAACUGGCUAAAUAUCCAGGGCAGUUUUCAGUGCAGGAUCCUGCUAAAAAAAAUUAAUUCCUCAGCUGUACUCUCUGUCAUUAUUAAGCAAACAUUUGGGAGGUUCCUUGAAAUAUUUUAAAAUGUGCAGAAAGCAUUACAACAAAGAAAGACAGAAAGAAGAAACAAAGCAGAUCAUGACAGUAAUAACCGUGCCAGAAUGGGGCAUGAAGACCCUAAUUGGACUGAAUUUCACAUGCAACAAUAGGCCUGGCUAGAAAAUUCCAGGCCUGAUUUUACAGGACCUGCUUUGUUGCUGCUGCAUUUGUUCUCUAGUGCUGUGUUAACAGUUAUCCUUUCUGUGACAAGCCUCUCUCCCCAGGCUUCCACACAGAGAAUGAAACUCUCCCUACAUCAAACUCUUGUAAGAAAAAACUCCCAUUUUUGCGUGUGACCCUGAGUUGGUAAAAGUUUUGGCGCAGUCUGUCAGGCAUCCAGUUGUAACAUAGUAGCUACCUUGAGACUAUGUUCCCAAGUCUAUGCAAGAACGCUGAGACCAGCAAGAGAUGAUGAGCAAACUACCAGAGGAAGUGGCGGAUGGUUUGAGCACGGAGGAGCUGGAGUGUAAAAUCUGCUAUUCUGCUUACAAUCUUUCCAGUCGGCGACCAAAAGUGCUUGAGUGCUGCCAUCGUUUGUGCUCCAAAUGCCUGGCAAAAAUCCGCAAUCUGGGUGAGUCACCUCCGAACUCAGUGGUCUGUCCUUUCUGCCGCUAUGUUACUGAUCUUCCUGGAGAAGCUGGUGGCAGUCUACCGGAUGACUACAACUUGGUGACUGUGCUGUCCAUCCAAAACCAAUACCUGAAGGGGAGCCAGGGUGAGAUUUUGCUCACUCCCAGACAUCUAAAUUCUCUGGUGGGUCAUUCAGCAUCGGCAACGCCUUCGUCUCUGUGCUCCAACUAUGUGGUCAUCACUAUUAUGGAAUCACCACAGGAGCGUGCCAUUUCAGCAGAUCACCGCUCCUCCAGCCUGGACUCCAUGGCCUCAGUGACACGACGCUGCACAGUGUGGAACUGUAUGACGAUGCUGUGUCAGGCAUUGGCCAGAAUUCUGGUGUGGGUCGUGGGGCUUUUGUACUUCAGCUCUUUGCCAACAGGUAUCUACUUACUUAUCAUGCAGAAGACCACUCUAGGAGUUCUGCUGAUCAGUUUAAUGCCUGUCAGCCUGGUCAUCGUCAUAGUGUAUGGAAUGUGCCAGUGUGUGUGCCAUGAGUUUUGGGACUGUUCACGUCCACCUUAAGGAUCAAAACAUGGAUGUCUCCUUCUCUCUGUGGACAUAAUGGACUGACAGGUUAUUGAAAGCCUCAGUUCUCAGUUGGCAAAAUGAACAAAACGAAAGUUUUACUUUAGAAUAUAAUUUCUAACUAUCUCUAGAAUUCAUGUAUCUUUAUACCACAAUACUUACGAAUUCUCAAUCUGAAGAUGCUGAUUACCUUUUUAAUGGUUGUUAUUUUACAGCUCUGACUGCAGUUCUGGCUGUAAAUUAUAUGGCAGGUUUAUUGUAAAUGCACACUUUCUAAUACAUUAUUAUUUCUAAAGUAGUAUCCAAUAGACACAUUGUGCUCCAUAAUCUGAGACUUAUAAUAAACUGAUUUAAAAAGUGUUUUAAAAAAGUGCAGCAUGCCCUUAAUUAAUGAAUGUUAUCAUUUUCAAACUGCUGUGGUAUUAGUAAACUUCAGGGUUUGCUGUCACAGAAAUAUAAUCCAUUUCAGAUGUUAAUGGUUAACAUAUAUAUGCACUUUAUUUGUUUAUUAUGAACACCUUUAUUAUAACACUUCUGCAGUUAUCUCUAAUCAGCAAAUCAUGUGGAGCAGGUCAAAGAAAAAUCAGGUCAAGUGCUUCUGUUAAUGUUUAAAAUCCAAAUAAAGGAAAACUGUGAUCAUUGUGACUUUAACCAUGUCAUGGAUGUUGAUACCAGACAAUGCUGUUUUGAGUAGUUCAGAAAAUCUCAUCGUCUGUUGUGUGUGAAAUCCCCAGGAGAUCAGCAGUUUCUGAAAUACUCACACCAGCUUAUCUGGUACCAACAUCCAUGCAACGGUUAAAGUCAGAGAGAUCACAUUUUCUCCUCAUCCUGGUGUCUGAUGUGACCAACUGAAGCUCUUGACUUGUAUCUGCAUGAUCUCAUGCAUUGUGCUGCUGCCAUGUGAUUGGCUGAUUAGAUUAUGGCAUUUGUUUAGAUAAUGGCACAUGACCUAUGCCAAUGACCAGUUUAUAAACUUUAUUUAAUCUCAGAAUUCCAGUGAAAGAAAUUGUAAUGUUGUUUUUGAAAUAUAUAAAUAUAAAUACAUUUUCUAUUGAAUUAA
Molecule: messenger RNA, 2599 nt
Organism: Hemibagrus wyckioides
Lineage: Eukaryota; Metazoa; Chordata; Actinopteri; Siluriformes; Bagridae
Gene: rnf182
Product: ring finger protein 182
Exons: 1
Coding region: 808-1536 (242 amino acids)
Source: RefSeq, a predicted model, not a curated record